Colletotrichum costaricense is the source of this 2136-nucleotide messenger RNA. Its product is annotated as heterokaryon incompatibility protein. The transcript has 2 exons. Bases 1 to 2136 code for a protein of 711 amino acids. The record is from RefSeq and is a predicted model, not a curated record. Lineage: Eukaryota; Fungi; Ascomycota; Sordariomycetes; Glomerellales; Glomerellaceae.
AUGGCAGUUCAGAUAGUGCCGAUCUCCCUAGAGCACGCUCUUAAAAAACGCUCCGGGAGAGGUACGAAACCAGAAUCGUUUGAUUUCUUUCACGUGCUCGGAACAACAGGAUGCUCAGUCCAGUGCGCCAUUUUCGAUUCAUGGAGCACAUUAUCCCGAGCGGGCACAGCGAAACUGAGGGUAGAACAUGACAACUUUACUAAUCACGGGAAGAAAAAGGUUGCUCGAGGAAAGUCUUUCACGUACGGGGACUUGAAUCACUCAGCCCAGAAUGGCUGUGGGAGCUGCAAGGCUCUGAACACUAUGUUCGAUAGCGCACUUACCAAGAACUUUGGUCCAAUUGCCCCCUCUACGACAUUCCGCUGGACGGGAAAAUUCAGUGGCACUCUAGAAAUGGAUGCUCCCGAUGGCAAAGUGUACUAUGUCAGACUUUUCAACGUGGCGGGGUCCAGCAAUGUCUUUCGCCGAUUACAAUCCACCAACGACAAACUUGGAGUCCAUCUAGUAGUUACAGCUGGACAAAUAGGCACAUACAUGUGUCUGAGCCACUGCUGGGGAAAGAUCAAGAUCAAAUGCAAAACGGAAACCGACAAUCUGAAAAGGCAACUCGAGUCAAUACCUUGGUCUUUGCUUCCACCCAGCUUCCAACAGGCAGUCGAGAUCACGAGGAAUCUCGGGGUUCGCUAUCUCUGGAUUGACUCACUUUGCAUCAUCCAAGAUGACAAGAUAGAUUGGGAGAAAGAGGCAGCUCAGAUGGUCAACGUGUACCGCAACUCAUACGCCACAAUUGCCGUAAGCUGGUCUCAUGAUUCUGAGGGAGGCUGCUACUCAAAGACAAUUCCAAGCCAGUUCUUUCAGAUCACUACUGAAUGUGGCGACGAAUUCAGACUCGCCUUGAUAACCGGUGAAAAGCGGGACGAAAUGUCGGAAUACGCCAGGGUACAAGAGUAUUUCCCCCUUUUCAAUAGGGCUUGGUGUCUUCAGGAACGUCUUCUCUCGCGGCGGAUCAUCCAUUGCAACUAUGGAGAAAUGGCAUUUGACUGUGCCAACGGGUACUCAUGCGAGUGCGGAGGAGAGCAACACCAGAAUUGGCACAAUUUGAUACGGUUCUCCGGCACAUAUAUACCGCUACGAUCUCGGUCGAAGUACCUGGCACUGCUGAAUAACCCUAUGACAACUUCAAUAACCGCCAUCGCCACGAAGAAUGGGAAAAUCGAUCCUUAUGAGAGAUGGCACCGCGUUAUCGGCGAGUAUACCUGCCUCAAUCUUACGUUCACUGGAGAUAUGCUCCCGGCACUUUCAGGCCUUGCUCAUGAGACUGCUGAAGUGACAAAUGAUACCUAUCUGGCUGGUAUGUGGAAGAAUAAUCUUGAACAGGACCUCAUGUGGCGCGUUGUUACUGUGGCGGAUUGGAAGAAGCAACGCGCGAAGAUACUAAAACGAGGAUGGAUCGCCCCGACUUGGUCUUGGGCAUCCACAGGAAGUGGCUGCAAAGUAGACUAUCCUACGUUUCAGAAUGCCGAGUUAUUGGACUACAAGACUCCCGGGAUUAUGGAAACAGCCCAGAUAAGCUGUUCACCUUCUGGGGCUGACCUCUAUGGCUCGGUGUCCUUUGGCUUCCUGACAGCGGUGAUAAAGCGCCUGUCUAUCAUGAUACAGCGACCGUGCUCACACUGGGAUCGGAAGCGACGUUGGACAAAUUGGAUAUACGGCAGGUAUCUGCUUUAUGCCCGGGAAGACAAGCGAGAGUUUCGGGAAGAACGUGCGCCUGUGACUGGUGAGGCACCACUUGAGUUUGGGACUGCGGAAUCGGAGGUAUGGGUUGACCCUUCAGUUGAGCGAAUGAAUUCCUGCUUCAUACGCAAUAGCCGACCUGAAGAAUUCCCGGAAUUGUGUAGGCAUUGCACCUUUCUUCCUGCUGAGUUGAUCUACAUCAAAGGUUAUGGUUUGGGCAGCAGGAAUGCACGGACAAAAGGCACACGGGAUUCUUUUCUCAUUGUUGCCAAGGACGCGACAAGUUCUUACAUCAGAGUAGGGUUAUUGGAGGUUAUUUGCGAUGAUUGGGCUGAAAGGCAGAUCUGGUAUCGAAACGUCUGGGCAGCUGCAAAGCCCGAGACAUCGAUCACAAUCUACUGA